AUGCGCAAACCGACUGUCUUGCAUGUGAACACGCGCUUUGGUUCUUGGAAGCAACCUAUGCCACAGAACAACCCUAUUCAAGAUUGGAAUCCACCUCCGACCAGUCCUAUUUCGCCCGAAAGGUCCCCAGAACUACCGUCUAGCGCUCCGCCGAGCUCUGCUUCAAAGUCCAAGCGAGCUGUCAAGUCCAAGGAGAUGCCAGCACCCGAUGCAGCUGAGACUCCGAAACCUGGCAAGGGCUCCCGAAAGGGCGCAAGGAAGGCACGGGGGACGAGCGUGGCAUCCUCUGCUGUGACUGGGUCUGUUCGUGGAAGAACCAGAAGUCAGUCAGUUGCCUCGCAUGCAGAUGAGGCUGCUCCAGAUGUCAAGGCAGAACCGAGCACACCGGCGGAGACGAUGGAAUCCGAUGUGCAAUCCACCACAGAAACCCCAACAUCUGGAGGUCGACGUACGCGUCGAAGGGCGGGAACAUUGCAAUCGGUUUUGGAGCAAACCCAAACGGCGAAUAAUAAACGCAAACGCGACCAACGCGAAGAAUCCGACACAGCGGAACCGGACGUCCCCGAUAUCGACAUAGACAUUGGUACUCCCGGCCCGCCUACCUUUGUCAUCGCGAGUCGCAACUUCGGGCGAAUGAGCGUGCCGGUUAUGAACGACAUCACCUCACACAAGCAUGCCAGUCUCUUUUCGCACCCAGUCAAGCCCAAGGAUGCCGAAGGGUAUUACGACAUCAUCCGCCGUCCCCAGGACCUCAAAUCCAUCCGCACCGCCAUUACCAACGGUUCGCGCGCCGUUGCCGCCGCAACGCAAUCAACCGCCGACACACCUUCGGCGAACUCUCCCGGUGGCGCUCCGGCAACGCCCACUCAGAUGCCCAGCACAAGCACACAUAUCACACUGCCAAUCUCGGAAGAGCUCGUUCCGCCGCGGGGCAUUGUUAACUCUGCGCAGCUGGAGAAGGAACUGAUGCGGAUGUUCGCAAACGCGGUCAUGUUCAACAGCGGCGAGGACGGAGUCGUGCGAGAUGCAGUCGAGAUGGCGAAGGAUGUCGAGGCCAGCGUGGCUAAUUGGCGCACGGCGGAGCGGACGAGCGUGUACGAAGCGACAAGCAACGCUGCUGCUAGUGGUGCUGGCGGUGGUGGUACGCCGGCGGAUGGCGAUGUUGAUGACGCCGGCGGGAAGCGGAGGAAGGCUUAA
Lasiodiplodia theobromae is the source of this 1197-nucleotide messenger RNA. RefSeq names its product WD domain containing protein. Gene Ontology annotation, cellular component: NuA4 histone acetyltransferase complex. Bases 1 to 1197 code for a protein of 398 amino acids. Gene Ontology annotation, molecular function: protein binding. NCBI's taxonomy places the organism in Eukaryota, Fungi, Ascomycota, Dothideomycetes, Botryosphaeriales, Botryosphaeriaceae. The transcript has a single exon. The record is from RefSeq and is a predicted model, not a curated record.